CGACAUCCCUACCAGCUUCACUGCUGUUUUGUAUUUGCCAAUAAGUUUGCAAGUUUGGUACUUUAGAGGUCUGACCACAAGAUAAAUACCAGGAGGAAAUUUCCGAAAGAAUCUGUUGCGCCGUUUAAAAAGCCGAAAAGAUAUGAUUUCUCAAUUAAUACAACGUUCUUUGCUGCGCGGCGUCGUGCAACAGCACAGUAAAACAUGUUGGAUUAAUACGUCGGCCUUGGCUAUGCAGAAUUAUCGCUUGGAAUCUGAUACCUUCGGUGAAUUGAAAGUGCCGGCCGAUAAAUAUUAUGGCGCCCAGACUAUGCGUUCCCAGAUCAAUUUUCCAAUUGGCGGGGCUACCGAACGCAUGCCUAAGCCCGUAAUACAAGCUAUGGGCAUUCUAAAGAAGGCCGCUGCUGAAGUUAAUAAAGAGUACGGCUUAGAUCCCAAAAUAAGUGACGCCAUAUCAAAGGCUGCUGAUGAUGUUAUCUCAGGAAAGCUUUAUGAUGAUCACUUCCCUUUAGUCAUUUGGCAAACUGGUUCGGGCACACAAAGCAACAUGAACGUUAAUGAGGUUAUCAGCAACCGUGCUAUUGAGCUUAUGGGCGGUAAACUGGGCUCCAAAGAUCCCGUUCAUCCCAACGAUCAUGUAAAUAAAUCGCAAAGUUCGAAUGACACCUUCCCCACUGCCAUACACAUUUCCGUUGCUCUCGAGUUGAAUAACAAUUUGAAACCUGCCAUUAAAAUCUUACAUGAUGCUUUGAAAGCCAAAUCCCAAGAAUUCAAGAGUAUUAUUAAAAUCGGUCGCACCCAUACUAUGGAUGCAGUACCGUUGACUUUGGGACAAGAAUUCAGCGGCUAUACGCAGCAAAUGGUAUAUGCAUUAGAUCGCAUUGACGCUUGCUUGCCACGAGUCUACGAAUUGGCCUUAGGCGGCACGGCAGUGGGUACCGGCUUGAAUACUCGUGUGGGCUUCGCUGAGAAAUGCGCGUCCAAAAUUGCCCAAUUGACUGGUUUACCGUUUGUAACAGCACCCAAUAAAUUCGAGGCUUUAGCUGCUCGGGACGCUAUGGUUGAAGUUCAUGGCGUUCUAAAUACUAUAGCAGUCAGUUUAAUGAAAAUCGGUAAUGAUAUACGCUUUCUCGGUUCCGGUCCUCGUUGUGGCUUGGGUGAACUUAUGCUGCCCGAAAACGAGCCCGGUAGUUCUAUUAUGCCGGGUAAAGUAAAUCCUACACAAUGUGAAUCGUUAACUAUGUUAGCUGCUCAGGUAAUGGGUAAUCAGGUAGCCGUUACUGUGGGCGGCUCAAAUGGACAUUUUGAAUUGAAUGUUUUCAAGCCGUUGGUAGUAUCCAAUGUUCUGCGUUCCAUACGUUUAUUGUCCGAUGGCAGCCGCACCUUUACGGCCAAUUGCGUGCAGGGCAUUAAAGCCAAUACAGAUCGUAUUAGUAAGAUUAUGAAUGAAUCAUUAAUGUUGGUUACCGCUUUAAAUCCUCACAUUGGCUACGAUAAGGCAGCCAAAAUAGCCAAGACUGCCCAUAAGAAUGGCACUACUCUGAAAGAAGAAGCCAUUAAAUUAGGUUUCCUUACCGAAGAGCAAUUUAAUAAAUGGGUUAAACCUGAAGAUAUGUUGGGCCCCAAAUAAAUUCAAAUCCUAAAAAGUCAGAUAUAUUUUAUCAAUUUUUUAUUUAAGCCGAAAAGUUUUCGA
Molecule: messenger RNA, 1693 nt
Organism: Glossina fuscipes
Lineage: Eukaryota; Metazoa; Arthropoda; Insecta; Diptera; Glossinidae
Product: fumarate hydratase, mitochondrial-like
Exons: 4
Coding region: 143-1630 (495 amino acids)
Biological process (GO): malate metabolic process; tricarboxylic acid cycle; fumarate metabolic process
Cellular component (GO): mitochondrion; tricarboxylic acid cycle heteromeric enzyme complex
Molecular function (GO): fumarate hydratase activity
Source: RefSeq, a predicted model, not a curated record